AUGGCCAAUGAUUUUGUCUCCAAACUUGUCACGGCCGAUCCAGGCUUGCCACGACCCAAUCCUACUCAGUCUUACUGGCAGCACAUUCCUCAUGCUCUGGCUGACGUCCAAUCCUCAGUCUUGCCCAAUGACCGAGACUUUGCCAUCAUUGGGUCAGGAAUCACCGGGCUCGCAGUAGCCAAGUCCCUCCUAGAACGUCACCCAACUGCCACGGUAACCGUUCUAGAGGCACGUACGCUUUGUUCAGGAGCGACUGGGCGCAAUGGGGGUCAAAUGGCUGCUAACGCGGGAGAGGAGUAUAUGCAUCUAGCCGAGACACAUGGACCAGAAACAGCAGGGAAGAUUGUGGAUUUCACGUUUCGCAACCUGGAGAAGAUGCAGGAGAUGAUUGAAGCCUACGAUGCUGUGGAAGUUAGCGAGCUGCAGCGUCUGCAGAAAUUACGGGUGUUUUUGACCCCGAAAAAGUUUGAAGAUUUCAAGACCAGUAUUGCGCGCCUGGAACAGGAUCAUCCUUCUAAAAAAGGAAUGUAUACCAUUCUGGAUACAGAUGCAGUAGCUGAAGGAUAUGGAAUUCACGGUGCAGCCGGAGGAGCCCUCCUGUCGGCUGGAACAAUCUGGCCAUAUCGUCUUGUCACCAAAGUCUUUGCAGCACUCCUGGAAAAAUACCCAGGCCGACUGACAAUUGAAACACAUUCUCCUGUUCAGUCUGUUGAGCACUACUCAACAUUCGCAUCGCCCAUCACGACUGUCUUCCCAUAUACUUUGCGCACUUCUCGCGGUCCACUGCGGGCAGGGACUGUGGUGCACUGUACCAAUGGGUACAGCGGGCAUCUUCUCCCCAAGCUUAGGGGGCUUGUUCAUCCUUUCAAGGGUACGAUGACGGUUCAAGAUCCAAGAGACUCUGUGCCAAACCAAGGCACUUCUGUAUCAUGGGGCUUCCAUUAUAUCCCUUCCUAUGAUCCUGAAACGAAGCGUCAUGGGUAUGGAUUGUAUUAUCUAGGACAAAGCGCUAAGACAGGGUACUUCUACUUUGGGGGCGAGAAUGCACGCAUUGAGGAGUCGGUGUCUUCCGAUGAUACCUUUGUGGCUGAGCCCUCUGUUACUCACCUUCGGUCGGUACUGCCACGGUUCUUCGGCAAAUCUAAUCAAUCGAACUGGGGCCUGGUAAGCUCGUGGAGUGGGAUUAUGGGCUUCUCAUCAGACGGUCUUCCAAUGGUUGGGAGACUUCCAUCAGCGCUGACAGGGCGUAGAGGCGAUAGCGAGUGGAUUGCAGCUGCGUUCAAUGGCUAUGGAAUGGCAAAUUGCUUAAUGAGCGGUGAAGCGCUUGCUUUGAUGAUGCUCGGCGAGGAUGUUAGCCAAUGGCUUCCCAUUGCAUAUGGCCUUGGCAAGAAAAGACUUCAAGAGACUCUGACUAUUCCAGAAACUGUCAGCGCCUUGAGCUCAAAGCUAUAA
Messenger RNA from Penicillium antarcticum, 1452 nucleotides. RefSeq names its product NAD(P)/FAD-dependent oxidoreductase. The coding region runs from base 1 to 1452 and encodes 483 amino acids. The record is from RefSeq and is a predicted model, not a curated record. The transcript is spliced from 3 exons. Gene Ontology annotation, molecular function: oxidoreductase activity. Lineage: Eukaryota; Fungi; Ascomycota; Eurotiomycetes; Eurotiales; Aspergillaceae. Gene Ontology annotation, cellular component: cytoplasm.